AUGGACGCAUUCUCAGGGUACAAUCAAAUACUCAUGCAUCCAGAAGACCAAGAGAAGACGUCAUUUGUCACUGACCGCAGGAUCUAUUGCUACAAAGUCAUGCCAUUCGGGUUAAAAAACGCCGGCGCAACUUACCAGCGGCUAGUCAAUGCAAUGUUCAAAGACCAGCUAGGGGACACCAUGGAGGUCUACAUAAAGACAUGCUGGUCAAAUCCAAAAAUUCUCAUGACCAUGUGUCACACCUACAACAAUCGUUCGACAUCAUUCGAAGGUAAAUUCAUGGGGUACAUCGUCACGAAGCGAGGCAUCGAGGCUAGCCCAGAUCAAAUCAAGGCUAUCCUUAACAUCCAAUCACCGCGAAAUGUGAAGGAAGUGCAGAAGUUAACGGGACGUGUUGCCGUGUUGAAUCGCUUCAUCUCAAAGUCCUCGGAUAAAUGCCGAUUGUUCUAUGACGUCCUAAAGAAAAACAAAGGAUUUCACUGGACGCCAGAGCAUGAACAGGCUCUCCAAGAUCUCAAACAGUACCUCAUGACGCCACCGUUGCUGUCAAAGCCAAUAGCCGACGAGCCAUUACUGCUAUAUGUCGCCGUCAGCGAGUCAUCGGUAAGUGCCGUCCUAGCUAGGGAAGGACAAGACGGACAAUUGCCAGUAUACUAUGUAAGUAAGUCAUUGGUCGACGCCGAAACCAGGUAUUCCUCUCUAGAAAAACUCGUCUUAGCAAUAGUGUCGGCGUCCAAACAAUUAAAACACUAUUUUGAAGCUCAUUCUAUCUGUGUCAAAACUAACUAUCCCGUCAAGUCUAUUUUAAGGCAUCCAGAACUGACAGGCAGAAUGAGCAAGUGGGCAAUAACGUUAAGCAGCUACGACAUCACUUAUCAACCUCGAACAGCGAUAAAGUCGCAAGCAUUAGCGGAUUUUGUGGCUGACUUUAGCCCUACACUAGAGGCAAUAGCCCAAACAGAGGUAAUUAUGCUUGAAGUUAAUACAACUAACAGUAAAUGGAUCUUGCAUGUAGAUGGAUCUUCCAACUUUCGGGGUGCCGGUUUAGGCGUAUUGCUAAAGUCGCCACAAGGGGACAUCAUAGCCCGAGCUAUCAGUUGCGACUUCAAAGCUACCAACAACGAGGCAGAGUACGAGACGAUGUUGGCAGGAUUAACAUUGGCUAAAGACUUAAAAGCUACUGAAGUAGAAGCAUAUAGUGAUUCAUUGCUCAUCGUCAGCCAAAUAAAAGGGGAAUUUGCCGCCAAAGACUCCAAAAUGACGGCAUAUUUGGACGCCGUCCAAUCAAAGGGACCAAAACACGCAAGCAGACGCAUUGGCAAACAUUGGGUCAGCCAUGAGAAAGUCAGGGUUCAAAAGCAUACCUAUAGUCCAUCUGUCGUCGCCAGCAGUCCACAAAGCAAUGCAACCACAGCUGAUGACGUCAACGACAUCGCGAUGGACGUCAAUGACAUCGACGUCAGUAAUGCUGCAACUGCGUCAACAAGUUGGCAGACCCCGUUCAUCCAAUAUCUUAAAGAUGGUAUCCUCCCCGAAGAUAGGCUACAAGCCAGAAAGGUACGAUUCAGGGCCUCUUUGUAUGUUUUACUUGACGGUAUACUCUUUCGGACGUCCAUUGCAGGACCAUACUUAAGAUGCCUUGACGGCGACGAAUGCCGACAAGUGUUGCAAGAGAUGCACGAUGGAUGUUGCGGCAAUCAUUCAGGAGGACGCAGCCUGUCAAACAUAACUUUACGCAUGGGAUUUUAUUGGCCGACGCUACGACAAGACGCCGUCGAAUACGCUAAGAAAUGCGACGCCUGCCAGCGAGAUGCUGCCAUGUCACAUAAACCUGCAGAAAGGCUGCACCCUACUAUCACCCUUUGGCCCUUCAUGAGGUGGAGAAUGGACAUCGUGGGAAAACUCCCUCAAGCACCGGGGCAAAAGGUGUUCAUGUUAGCUUUGACGGAUUAUUUCUCCAAAUGGAACGAGGCCGACUCCUUCACCCAGGUACGCGAUAAAGAGGUUAUUACUUUUAUAUGGCGUAUCAUAUGCAGGUUCGACGUUCCCUCCGAAAUCAUUUGCGACAACGGUUCUCAAUUCAUAAGCACGCCCACAAGGAAUUUCCUGGCUAAGUGGAACAUACAACUCAGCACCGCGACGCCCAGAUAUCCACAGACCAACGGUCAGGCCGAAUCUAGCAACAAGUCGAUCCUCAAAGUCAUCAAAAGGCGUCUCAGAGCCGCCAAAGCUGUCCUCCCUCCCGAGGUGCGCGUUCCGACGUCGCGUUAUGGGUUGCUGACGCCAGAUAGGAAUGACGAGGAGUUAAGCCACGACAUUGUGACGAGUGAAGAAUUAAGAGAGGCAGCCCUUGUUCGAAUGGCGUCACAACAGCAGAUAGUAGCUAGAAGCUUCAAUAAAAACGUCAAGGCUAAAACAUUCAGCGUCGGAGAUUGGGUCUUGAGGGAAGUUUUUCAAAAUACUAAGGAACUCAAUGCGGGGAAGUUAGCACCAGCAUGGGAAGGCCUAUACAAGAUUCAAAAAGUAGUAGGUAAUGGCGCCUAUCGUAUAUGCACCAAGGAUGGCAAACCUGUGCCAAGGAGUUGGAACACCGUUCAUCUUAAACGCUAUCAUUUUUGA
Beta vulgaris subsp. vulgaris (sugar beet) is the source of this 2619-nucleotide messenger RNA. RefSeq lists its product as uncharacterized. NCBI's taxonomy places the organism in Eukaryota, Viridiplantae, Streptophyta, Magnoliopsida, Caryophyllales, Amaranthaceae. The transcript has 4 exons. Gene Ontology annotation, biological process: DNA integration. The record is from RefSeq and is a predicted model, not a curated record. The coding region runs from base 1 to 2619 and encodes 872 amino acids. Gene Ontology annotation, molecular function: RNA-DNA hybrid ribonuclease activity; nucleic acid binding.